Molecule: messenger RNA, 525 nt
Organism: Trypanosoma conorhini
Lineage: Eukaryota; Euglenozoa; Kinetoplastea; Trypanosomatida; Trypanosomatidae
Product: central apparatus associated protein C1a-18
Exons: 1
Coding region: 1-525 (174 amino acids)
Source: RefSeq, a predicted model, not a curated record
AUGCCUGCGAAGAGGAAGUCCGACAAGCGGGAUGAGCCGCCCUUCGUGGAGGAGGAGGGGAGUUACGUGCACGAGGAGGAGUCGGCGCGGUACGUUGGCGGGGUGCGGCGGGCGACGGAGGGCAACUUCCGCUGCCGCCACGGCCGCGGCGUGUUUAAGAGCCCCGUGAUCCGCUACGACGGCGACUGGCACGAGGAUGAGAUGCACGGCAGCGGCGAGCUGCGGUUUCUCGCCACCGGCGACGUGUACCGCGGCCAGUUUGCGCACGGCGUGUUUGAGGGGGUGGGGACGUACACGUGGGCCUCGGGAGCCUCCUACGAGGGCGCCUGGCGGUCCAACCGCAUGCACGGGCUCGGCACGUACACCGACGUGAAUGGCACGGUGUGGAGCGGCAAGUUCUACAACGGCACCGGCCCCGGCCUCAACCCCUUCUCGGGGGGCACAUGUAUAGGCAGGACCACCGCCGCGGCGGCGGCGGCCGAAGGCGAAGAAGAGGCGGGGGCGCCAGCAACCGCCGCCGCGUGA